ACUGGGAAAUUAUAAGGAAUAUAGCUUACUAGAGAAUAGCUACAAAGACUCUUUUAUGAUCCAGCGCUUUUAUACAGGGCUUUUAUCUUUCCCUUUUGUCUGAUGAGGAGUUGUCCUGUGAAAUCCAGACACUAUGACAUCUGUUGUAGCCAAUUCCAGUAAGCCUGUUAAGACCGAAAGGAAAAACUGCACUGGGAACGAGUUUGUUUGUGUUAAGAACCCUCACUUGGAUUCUAUGGAUGAAGAUAUCCUAUAUCACUUAGAUUUGGGGACCAAAACUCACAAUCUGCCUGCCAUGUUUGGUGACAUAAAGUUUGUCUGCGUGGGUGGGAGCCCUAACAGAAUGAAAGCUUUUGCUCAGUUCAUGCAUAAAGAACUUGGACUCGAAGGAGAUGAGAAAGACAUGAAAGAUAUUUGUGCUGGGACAGAUCGGUACUGCAUGUAUAAAGUGGGACGUGUGCUCUCCAUCAGCCACGGGAUGGGUAUUCCCUCCAUUUCUAUUAUGCUGCAUGAGCUAAUCAAAUUGCUACACCAUGCAAAAUGCCGUGAUGUUACCAUUAUACGCAUCGGUACUUCAGGGGGAUUAGGGAUUGAACCUGGAUCAGUUGUAAUAACAGACACAGCGGUGGAUUCGUUUUUCAAGCCUCAGUUUGAACAGGUGAUACUGGACCGGGUGGUUGUGCGAAGCACUGAACUUGAUAAAGACCUGGCUGAGGAACUACUGGAAUGUAGCACAGAGAUAAUGGAUUUCCCAACACUUAUUGGUCAUACAAUGUGCACCUAUGAUUUUUAUGAGGGUCAGGGGCGGUUAGAUGGGGCACUGUGUUCGUUCUCCAACGAGAAAAAGUUAGAGUACCUCAAAAGAGCUUACAACGCUGGCAUUAGAAAUAUAGAAAUGGAGUCGACUGUGUUUGCUGCUAUGUGCAAGUUGUGUGGCCUUAAAGCUGCAGUUGUCUGUGUGACUCUCCUUAACCGACUUCACGGCGACCAGAUCCAGGCAUCCCAUGAAGUUCUACUAGACUACCAGCAACGUCCUCAACGGCUGAUUUCAGUGUUUAUUAAAAAGCGCCUUGGACUUUGGAAUCCAGAAGGUUCAAUCUGAAAGUCGGCGAUGGUUGUCGUUGCAACAAUUCUCUGCAGUAUAUGUGCCAGUCUGCAGACAUACAUGUAUAGACAUUAAUUUGAUGCCAUGUUUUAGUAAUUUGAUUAUACGCAGCAAGCGUGAAGGAGGAUACCUGAGACAGUGCAACAAAAAAAAAAUUACAUUUACAGACCAACAGUAGCAACAAUUCAGCUAUAGCUAGGGUUGCCAACUUCCAGGGGAUGGCUGGAAAUAUUCUGCUAUUGCAACUGAUCUCCAGACUCCAGAGGUCAGUUCACCGGGAGAAAAUGGCUGCAUUGGA
Molecule: messenger RNA, 1403 nt
Organism: Sphaerodactylus townsendi
Lineage: Eukaryota; Metazoa; Chordata; Lepidosauria; Squamata; Sphaerodactylidae
Gene: UPP2
Product: uridine phosphorylase 2
Exons: 7
Coding region: 134-1102 (322 amino acids)
Biological process (GO): nucleotide catabolic process; uridine catabolic process
Cellular component (GO): cytosol; cytoplasm
Molecular function (GO): uridine phosphorylase activity
Source: RefSeq, a predicted model, not a curated record